CAGAAAGAGAAUUCAUCAUAAUUUUCUCCUCCUGUGAGUCAUGGGCUCAUGGCAUCAAUACUUUGACCCUCUUUACGUUAGCACUUAAGCCCCGUUCUUUUCUUCACCUGUCCUAUUUUAAUUACACUUGUUUUCUCCCUGCUUUUUCACCCAUGACCUUGCCGGCAAUCAUCAGUCUUUCAUUUAAACCUUCUCUUUGUUCUUCUUCUGCUUCUGUAAUCUUCACCUCCACGAUUCCUUUAAAACCCUCUCUGUUAUUGCUUUCUCAUUUCUCUUUCAAUCUCUUUCUCUCCAUUUACAUAUUUGAUUUUCUACCUCCUCCGUUCCCUCAAACAUGAUUUUCUUUGCUAAAUGGAAAAUCUGUAGCAUUAAAAUCCCACACUUGGCCAACCCCUUUUAUGGUCCACUUGAUUCCUCCCCCUACUGUUAAUGAUUUUCUCACUGUACAAUCAUGAAUAUUCUUUGUAAUCCAUUCUUUCUCUUGUUCGUAAUUGUUGGUCUAUUGUUUCUCCUUCGAGUUCUUUUAAUCAGUACAGGAUUAAUAUAUACAACAAAGAAAUGGUGGAAAUCAAUCGAAGAUCGUUUUCAUGUGUAUCAAUUAUUCAAAGUCCCAGAAUUCAACGAGAGCAUGCAAGAGAAUCAGCUUUAUUGCAAAGUCUCCGUUUAUCUAAACACUCUGGCUUCCAUGGAGGACUCCGAUUUUACCAACCUCUUCACCGGAAAAAAAUCUAACGAAAUCAUCCUCCUUCUCGAUUCCGGACAGGUAAUCGAUGAUGAUUUUCUUGGAGCCAGUGUCUCUUGGAUAAACGAAGUGAAAACCGAUGCUUCCCGUUCCAGAGCUUUCGUUUUGAAGAUCAGAAAAGCAGAUAAGCGAAGAAUUCUCCGGCCUUAUCUCCAGCACAUCCACACAGUUUUCUAUGAGUUCGAGCAAAAGAAGCAGCGAGAAUUGAAGCUUUACAUGAACACCGACCGUGAUCAAAAUCAGAACCCACGUUGGAGAUUUGUUCCCUUCAAUCAUCCUUCAACAUUUGAGACAAUUGCUAUGCAAUCUGAUCUCAAAAACAAGUUAAAAUCAGAUCUAGAGUCUUUCCUAAAGGCCAAACAAUACUAUCACCGGCUGGGUCGUGUUUGGAAGCGAAGCUAUCUAUUGUACGGGUCAUCAGGUACCGGAAAAUCCAGCUUUAUUGCUGCCAUGGCCAAUUUUCUCGGGUACGAUGUGUAUGACAUCGAUCUUUCCAGAGUUUUAGACGAUUCUGAUCUAAAAUUGCUCCUGUUACAAACCAUAAGAAAGUCGGUGAUUGUGGUUGAAAAUCUAGAUCGAUUUCUGUUGGACAAAUCAACGGCUGUAAGCUUUUCAGGCGUUCUAAACUUCAUGGAUGGGAUUUUAAAUUCUUGCUGUGCAGACGAGAGAAUAAUGGUAUUUACCGUGAACAGUAAGGAUCACAUCGACCCGGCUAUUCUUAGACCGGGUCGAAUUGAUGUCCACAUCCACUUCCCAUUAUGCGAUUUCUCGGCAUUCAAGACAUUGUCGAAUAGCUAUUUGGGAGUGAAGGAUCACAAGUUGUUUCCUCAAGUAGAGGAAAUUUUCCAAUCCGGAGCGAGUCUGAGUCCGGCCGAGAUAAGCGAGCUCAUGAUUGCAAAUAGAAAUUCGCCGAGUAGAGCAUUGAAAUCGGUUAUCACGGCUUUGCAAACGGAAGGUGAACGUAGAGGGUCAGUGAAUGUCGGACGGCGGUUGCUGGAUACCGGGUCAAGAAAUUCAACGGAUGAUUCAAGUGAGCAAUUAGAUAUUUUUUCUAAAGAAAAAUUCAACGCCGUAAAAGAUAUUACGAAAUUGUACAAACUAUUGAGGGUAAGAAGUAAAGGAAAAGCACAAUCUCAUGACUAGACACCGGGUCAAAAGGAUAGGUUAUGAUACUUGUCUCGUUUCGGAUAACUUCACAUUUGAAAGAGCAUAUGAUGCCUCCCGGAGAAAAAAAAAUAAUAAAUUUUGAAAUAUAUUUGAUGCUUCCAUGUAUGUA
Messenger RNA from Manihot esculenta (cassava), 2018 nucleotides. Its product is annotated as AAA-ATPase At2g46620-like. The record is from RefSeq and is a predicted model, not a curated record. Bases 452 to 1885 code for a protein of 477 amino acids. NCBI's taxonomy places the organism in Eukaryota, Viridiplantae, Streptophyta, Magnoliopsida, Malpighiales, Euphorbiaceae. Gene Ontology annotation, molecular function: ATP hydrolysis activity; ATP binding. The transcript has a single exon.